AUGGACUCCGAGCAAUUCAGAGACGCAGCCCAUGCAACAAUCGAAGACAUAAUCACCUACUUCAACAACAUCCCGAACCAACGCGUCCUCCCAACCGUCGAACCAGGCUACCUGCGCCCCCAAAUCCCCUCUUCCCCGCCAGAGUCCCCCGAAUCCUGGCCCGCCAUCCAAGCUGACAUCGACGCCAAAAUCAAGCCGGGCAUCACACAAUGGCAAUCCCCCAACUUCAUGGCCUUCUUCCCCGCAACCGUCACAUACCCCUCCAUCCUCGGCGAGAUGUACUCUGCCGCAUUCAACGCCCCGGCCUUCAACUGGCUGUGCUCCCCGGCCUGCACGGAGCUCGAGACCGUCAUGAUGGAUUGGAUGGCGCAGGCACUGGCUCUACCGAACUGUUUCCUCUCCACGAGCGAGAAUAAAGGAGGUGGUGUUAUUCAGAUGAGCGCCAGCGACGCCGUGGCGACGGUUAUGAUUGCGGCACGGGAACGGCGCGUGCAUGCGCAGGCGAAGAGUGAGGGAUUGAAAGAGGGCACCGAAGCCUACGAAGACAGAGUCAUGGAUCUCCGCCCGAAACUCGUUGCACUGAGUAGCAGCCAGGCACACAGUAGCACGGCCAAGGCGGCGCUGCUGGCCGGCACGCGGUACCGCAGUAUCGCAGUGUCCUUGGAGAACGACAUGGCGCUUACGGGGGCCGAACUGCGAUGCAUGCUGGAGGAAUUAGACGGCAAGGGGCUAACGCCGUACUUCAUCACGCUGUGCUUCGGGUCGACGAAUUCGUGUGCGGUCGAUCGCUUCGCGGAGAUCCUGGCCGUGCUGAAGGAGAAGCCGGCCUGGCGCCAGAUCUGGGUGCAUAUCGACGCGGCGUAUGCGGGUGCGGCUUUGAUCGCCGACGAGUGGCAGUACAUCGCGCAGGAUUUCGCGGACGGCGUCGACAGCUUCAACGUCAAUAUGCACAAGUGGCUCCUCGUCAACUUCGACGCAAGUCUGCUGUACGUCCGCAACCGCCACGACCUCACGGACUUCCUCGACAUCACGCCCGCGUACCUGCGCAACCCGUUCUCCGAGUCCGGGCAGGUCAUCGACUACCGCAACUGGAGUAUUCCGCUGGGCCGCCGGUUCCGGGCGUUGAAGAUCUGGUUCGUUAUGCGCAGCUAUGGACUCUCUGGUAUGAAGAGUUUCGUGCGCAAGGGAAUUACGCUGGGCGAGACCUUCGCGGACUUGGUCCGCUCUCGGGGUGAUUUGUUUGAGAUUGUCACGAAGCCUGUGUUUGGACUUACGGUGUUCCGGGUUAAGGCUGCGCACCUGGCGAAUGGGAAUGGUGUUGACGUGAACGGGGUGAUCGUAAAGCCCGAUGAGAAGGCUGAUGCGGUCACGAAAGAAGUCUACGAGACGAUCAAUGCGCGCGGGGAGAUCUUCAUCACGAGCACGGUUAUGGCGGGGAUCUAUGCGAUUCGGGUUGUUAGUGCGAAUGAGCGGGCGGAGGAGCAGUAUAUCAAGAGAGCGUUUGAGAUUAUUCUGAGGACGGCGGAGGAGGUACGGGGUAAAUGGAAGGGGCUGUGA
Molecule: messenger RNA, 1557 nt
Organism: Aspergillus mulundensis
Lineage: Eukaryota; Fungi; Ascomycota; Eurotiomycetes; Eurotiales; Aspergillaceae
Product: putative aromatic-L-amino-acid decarboxylase
Exons: 2
Coding region: 1-1557 (518 amino acids)
Biological process (GO): amino acid metabolic process
Molecular function (GO): pyridoxal phosphate binding; carboxy-lyase activity
Source: RefSeq, a predicted model, not a curated record